Liolophura sinensis is the source of this 1341-nucleotide messenger RNA. RefSeq lists its product as uncharacterized. NCBI's taxonomy places the organism in Eukaryota, Metazoa, Mollusca, Polyplacophora, Chitonida, Chitonidae. The coding region runs from base 1 to 1341 and encodes 446 amino acids. The transcript has 3 exons. The record is from RefSeq and is a predicted model, not a curated record.
AUGGCGGGGAACAGGUCACUCACACUGAAAGAUGUACAGAACAGGAUGGAGGGGAACAGGUCACUCACACUGAAAGAUGUGCAGAACAGGAUGAAGAGGAACAGGUCACUCACACUGAAAGAUGUGCAGAACAGGAUGGAGGGGAACAGGUCACUCACACUGAAAGAUGUGCAGAACAGGAUGGAGGGGAACAGGUCACUCACACUGAAAGAUGUGCAGAACAGGAUGGAGAGGAACAGGUCACUCACACUGAAAGAUGUGCAGAACAGGAUGGAGAGGAACAGGUCACUCACACUGAGAGAUGUGCAGAACAAGAUGGAGGGGAACAGGUCACUCACACUAAAAGAUGUGCAGAACAGGAUGGAGAGGAACAGGUCACCCACACUGAAAGAUGUGCAGAACAGGAUGGAGAGGAACAGGUCACUCACACUGAAAGAUGUGCAGAACAGGAUGGAGGGGAACAGGUCACUCACACUGAAAGAUGUGCAGAACAGGAUGGAGAGGAACAGGUCACUCACACUGAAAGAUGUGCAGAACAGGAUGGAGAGGAACAGGUCACUCACACUAAAAGAUGUGCAGAACAGGAUGGAGAGGAACAGGUCACUCACACUAAAAGAUGUGCAGAACAGGAUGGAGAGGAACAGGUCACCCACACUGAAAGAUGUGCAGAACAGGAUGGAGAGGAACAGGUCACUCACACUGAAAGAUGUGCAGAACAAGAUGGUGGGGAACGAGUCACUCACACUAAAAGAUGUGCAGAACAGGGUGGAGAGGAACAGGUCACCCACACUGAAAGAUGUGCAGAACAGGAUGGAGAGGAACAGGUCACUCACACUGAAAGGUGUGGAGAACAGGAUGGAGAGGAACAGGUCCUUCAUACUCAAAAGUGUGCAUAACAGGAUGGUGGGGGACACGUCACGCACUGAAAGGAUGGAGAGGAACAGGUCACUCACACUAAAAGAUGUGCAGAGCAGGAUGGAGAGGAACAGGUCACCCACACUGAAAGAUGUGCAGAACAGGAUGGAGAGGAACAGGUCACUCACACUGAAAGGUGUGGAGAACAGGAUGGAGAGGAACAGGUCCUUCAUACUCAAAAGUGUGCAUAACAGGAUGGUGGGGGACACGUCACGCACUGAAAGGUGGGCAGAACAGGAUGGCGGGGAGCAGGUUACUCAUACUAAAAGAUGGGGAGGACAGUACAUCCCUUUUUCAAAGCAGGGACCUCCUUGGCUGAGGUUUUUAGCACGCCAGCGUGGGGCAAUGACCCAAGGGCCUCUCACCAAUGCAGUCGCUGUGAGGUCAAGUCCAACUCAUGCUGGCUUCCUCCUCAGCCGCACUUGA